UGGCUCCGGCUCUACGGCUACCUCCCGCAGUCCAGCCGGCAGAUGUCCACCAUGCGCUCGGCGCAGACCCUGGCCUCCGCGCUCUCCGAGAUGCAGAGGUUCUACGGGAUCACGGUGACGGGCGUCCUGGAUGAGGAGACCAAGCUGUGGAUGAAGCGGCCCCGCUGUGGUGUCCCGGAUCAGUUUGGAGUCCAGAUCAAAGCCAACAUGCGGCGGAAGCGGUACGCGCUCACCGGGCGGCGCUGGAGCCAAACCCACCUGACCUUCAGCAUCCAGAACUACACGGAUAAGCUGGGGCGGUACCACUCGUACGAGGCCAUUCGCCGAGCCUUCCGGGUGUGGGAGCAGGCCACGCCCCUUGUCUUCCAAGAGGUCCCCUAUGAUGACAUCAGGCACAAGAGGAGGAAGGAGGCCGACAUCAUGGUGCUCUUUGCCUCCGGUUUCCAUGGAGACAGCUCCCCCUUCGAUGGCGUGGGGGGCUUCCUGGCCCAUGCGUAUUUCCCCGGCCCCGGGAUGGGAGGGGACACGCACUUUGACUCGGACGAGCCCUGGACACUGGAGAACACCGACAUGUCUGGCAACAAUCUUUUCCUGGUGGCCAUCCACGAGCUGGGGCACUCGCUGGGGCUGGAGCACUCCAGCAAUCCCAGCGCCAUCAUGGCCCCCUUCUACCAGUGGAUGGACACGGAGAACUUCCAGCUGCCCGAGGAUGACCUCAAGGGCAUCCAGCAGCUGUACGGUGCCCCUGAUGGGCAGCCCCAGCCCACCCGGCCCCUCCCUACGGUGACUCCCCGCGGCCCUGGAAAGCCAGACCACAGACCCCCCAAGCCACCUCCCCCCGGUAAACCAGAUCGGCCCCCGAAACCAGGCAACCCGGACCGGCCCCGAACCACCGACCGGCCCGACCAGUACGGGCCCAACAUCUGUGAUGGGGAGUUCGACACCGUGGCUGUGCUGCGCGGGGAAAUGUUUGUGUUUAAGGGCCGAUGGUUCUGGAGGGUUCGCCAUAACCGGGUGCUGGACAACUACCCCAUGCCCAUCGGGCACUUCUGGAGGGGCCUCCCCGGGGACAUCGACGCCGCCUACGAGAGGCACGACGGCAAGUUCGUGUUCUUCAAAGGGGAUCGGUACUGGCUCUUCCGAGAGGCAAACCUGGAGCCCGGAUACCCGCAGCCCCUCACCAGCUACGGGCAGGGCAUCCCCUACGACAAGAUCGACACUGCCAUCUGGUGGGAGCCCACGGGACACACCUUCUUCUUCCGCGGGGACAGGUACUGGCGCUUUAACGAGGAGACCCACUCCGUGGAUCCUGGCUACCCGAAGCUGAUCACCGUGUGGGUGGGAGUCCCUCCCACGCCCAAGGGGGCCUUCCUGAGCUCGGAUGCCUCGUACACCUAUUUCUACAAAGGCACCAAGUACUGGAAGUUCGACAAUGAGCGGUUGAAGACGGAGCCGGGGUACCCCAAGUCCAUCCUGCGGGACUUCAUGGGCUGCCACGAGGCACUGGUGCCGGACCCCGACCCUGGGCACCGAUGGCCUGACCUGGACAGACCUCCCUUCAACCCGGACGGCAGGGGCACGGGCGAUGACCGGGAGGGGGACGAAGGGGAGGCCGAAGCACGCCCCGGCGACCGGGAGGAGGAGGAGGAGGAGGAGGAGGACUACGGCGGCCCCACCCGGGGCAGCGGCAACGACGUGGACAUCGUGGUGCAGAUAGACAAGUACACGCGGACCAUGAGCAUCGUCAUGGUGAUGGUGCCCCUGGUGCUGCUGCUUUGCGUUCUGGGCCUCAUCUACGCCAUCAUCCAGAUGCACAGGAAGGGGGCCCCUCGGAUGCUGCUGUACUGCAAACGCUCCUUGCAGGAGUGGGUCUGAACCUGGACCCCUGCCCCACCAUGCCCCCCCCCCCCCCGCCCCCAGCCCGAUCCCCCUCUCCCACCACCAUGGUGCUAACAAAGAAGCUUGAGAAGACGAAGCCCCCGGAGCCUUUCCCAGAUGACUUACACCGAGGUUUUGCACAUUGAGUUGAAUGCGCUCGGCCAGGCCUGCUUCCCCCUCGAGCAUGUCGGAGACGCCGCACUACAGACUCCUCCGUGCUUACAGCCACCUCUGCCCUUCCCGUGCCUGGAUCAAGGCCGCCUGUGGCCCCCUCCCUGCUGGGGGAGAGGGGGGUUGCCCCACGAUCUGGGUUGCUCCCAGUGUUCGCGCUGGGCAAGGGAGACCAUGUCCGUGCUCUGCAGCCUCUGAUCUCUCGUCGCUGCAGGGCUGGCAUUGGGGAGCAGCCAUUUGCUGGGGGCCCCCAUCUCUGCUUCACAGAAGCACCUGGGCCCCGAGUGCCGAACCCCCCACGGGAGGGGACAGGUGGGUGGGUUUCCCUUACGGCCCUCCUGGGCCAUGGGGGUCUCUCCCCCGUCCUCAGACGCCACCUCCCUCGGCUGCGUUCUCGGCUCGGCGCCCAGUCACAGGCUCGGAGGGGCAGAACUCGAAAUGCUUCCUCAGCUCGGCUCUUCCCCCAGCAAUCAGCCCUCCUGGUCCUGGAUGUUUCCCUUUGGCGCCCAUCCACAUGUCGUGCGUGUGUUGUCUGUGCCGUGUCCUGGCUGGGCCCGUGGAGCAGAGGGAGGGGAUCCUGGUCUGGGUGGUUCACCCCUGACAAGUCACCAGUCUGAUCAAUCCCAGGGGGGUACGUCCCCCAGCCCGAGGGAAGGGAAGCCUUUUCCCGGGUGAGGUCCUAUAGGAGAGGCUUGGCUCUUUGGUUCAUCCGAGGCGGUCUGGCUCUGAUGUCUGUUUCAAGCUCCCCUCCCUGUCUCCUCGUGUCGGUGGUCUUUGCAGCCCUGCUCCUCCCCGGGGCGGGUGGGCAGCCGCUCAGUGCACUGCCCUGGGGGAGUGGGAAGCCAUCUCCCCGGCCCCUCUUCUCGCUCGCCCGCCCGGACUGUGCUAACGUCUAGCAGCAGCUUUUCCCCACACACAGCGCGCUAGCAGCGGGGCCCAGGGGAAACGGCCUCUUCCAGGAGCUUCUCCCCAUGGCCACCCUUGGGCUGUGGACAUGGGCUUUCCUGGGCAUUUCAGUGCCAAGCUACAGCAAGGGGAGGGCGGUGGGGUCGUGAGGGUGCACGGGCCAGCUGGAGAAGUGGAUUCCAAUCCUGGCUCAGGUCCCAGGUGAUAUGAGUUUGAUGGCCUCAGCCUAGCAGGGAUUGGAAUGUGGACUGACCAGGAUUAUACAUCUGAGCCUGUGGCUAGAGUAGCUGGGGGGGGCUGCAGGGCAGGACUGAGGGGCAUUGGCUGAGCUGGGUGGGGGCCCAGAACUGGGAUAGCAGGGGGGCUGCAGGGUAUUGGCAGAGCAGACGGUGCAAGAGAAGCCCGGCUCCGGCUGCUGCUGAUUCCCCAGGCACUGGUUCGUUUCCGAGGCGUGCUGAGCUGGGUUUUCUGGCCCAGGCAGAUGGGGUGGAGGUGACCUCACUGUGUUUAUUUCCUGUUUAACUGUUUACAGCUGGGAAACGAGGGAGGGAGGGAGCCUAAAGAUAGCAGAGGUCUCUGGAACCUGCCCUGGAAGGCUGGCCGGGAGCCGAGGGCCUGUGCUUCUCCCAGCCCCAGCGACACUGGUCAGUUCCCAUCGGGGCCUCCAUCCAUUGGGAAGAUGCUCUUACGAUGGAAGUCGCCCGUAGCUGCUUUUCAUCCGCUUCCUUCUCCCCCGCACACCCGCUUCCGAAACAAACAGCCGCCUGCGGGGCCUGUGGGAAAUGGGGCUGGGAAAGCAGCAAGCUCCGGCGCCCAGCCCCCACUGCCCCAGAGCCUGAGAGCGCCGUGCGCGGGGGACAAGCCGCUCUGGGAAGGGGCGCAGGGGGGAGGGGCGGCUUAGAAACUCCGCUCCAUAAAAGCUUUUGUGGGAGCCAAGGGACAGCCCGACCCAGGCUCGCAGCCAUUGCAGAGCUGUUCAGCCUGUGGAGACGGGGCAGCAAGGGAGGCUAGAUGCCUUCCCAGUUUCGGCAGCAGCCUGGCAAGCCCCAGAUUAGCCGACACUGUACAGGUUCCUUGUAACUACACCACUGAAUUCGACUGUGCCUUAUCGGGCACACCUCUUCCCGGAGAGCUGGGACCCACCAGGAAAGGUUGCGUAUCGGGAGCAAGGGGGCUCUGAACACCCAACCCCCGUGGGCACAGCUGAGGCCUUCCUGCCUUUUUCCUGAACCAGAGGGCAGCACCCACUCGGCAGAUCCCGCCCGCUCCAUUCUUGCAGCAGACGUGCCGGCUUUCCCCUGCACGGGGAAAUUGUCCCAGCACCGCCAAUGGGCACAAGGUGCAGAAACGGGUGGGAUUUACUGUGGGUUCCCACUGCCUGAACCCUGGGCCAGAACUGGCCUGGCCAAAUCUGCCUUUUUUCAUGGUUGAGUAAAAUACGGGUGGUUUUGUUAUCAUGGUCAAGAGCCAGCAAGUAACGUUUGUGUCUGGGCUAGUCCGUUUCCCUGGCAGUUUUGCCCGGGCGAAGGGGAUGUGUCUGGGCGGAGGGGAUCGGCGUUUGCUGCACACCACAGGGAUGAAUAGGCUGCUUGGGCCAAAGAUUAAGAGCCAGCUUCUCCCCGGCUGGAAAUCAGCGUCUCUCCAUCGACUUGGACGAGAGCCUCCGCGGGCGUAACUGGAUGUGGUGCCACUGAAGUCAGUGGACUAGAUCCCCAGUUGGUGUAAACCAGUAAAGCCCCAUUGGCUUCAGGGGAGCGAUGCCAGUUUAGACUCGCUGAGGCUCUGGCCCCGUGGGUGUCCUUCCCUGCCCCUGACACUGAGUUGGAGGUGAGCUGGCACUGCAGGGUCCCUGGGCGCCUGCCCCCUCCCACGCUGCAUGGAUAGCAGUAGCCUGGGCGAGGUCUCACUGUGUGGCUGGGGGCUACAGGCUUGCUUCCAAACCAGUGCCUCUGGCAGGGCAGUUCACUCAGUGCCCCAGGGGGAAACAGUCCAGGAUCCGGGAGGACUCCCCAAACCCUCCCAGGGCAGCCUGGCUUGAUCUGCAGGUGAGGACCGUUGAUAAUUCAGCACUCUAGGUUCCCAGGGUCCCAGUCAGCAGAGCCACUUGCUCUCCCUCACCCCAGGGUGCUGCUCCCCUGUGGGCACCUCAGCUAUUAUCGCAAAGGCAGGCAUUUCUCCCAGGACAUGGAGCUGCCGGGCAAGUUCUUUCUCAGCCCUCGGGAUCGGGGGCAGUAUCGCUGGAGUCCCCAGGAGCUUGGCUCCCUGGAGCAGUCUUCACUCAGUACCCCUCCGUGGGAAAGCACGGGCUCCCGGCUUCCCCGUCAGCGGCCAUGGGCCACCUUUGUUUGGAAAAAGCCUUUUGUUGGCUCCAGCCGCUUGUCUUUCCCAUUUGGAGCGUUCCCAGCGCUGAUCGGUCAAUGCCGUUCCCCUCUUUGAGCCCAUCUGGAAGCUGGAGCUGGGCCGGGGCCAGGCACUCGCAGAGCCCUUGGCUUUAAUGAAUGGAAAAUUGUUCCAUUUUUAAGUGCACAGGUGUGCGCUGGAGAAAGUGCAUUUCGGGCCAGGGCUGGCCCAGAGCCCAGCUCCCGCUUCGCUCUGCCUUGGGGCAGGAAUUCCACGCCCUGCCUUCCCGCAGGCGGCUCGGCUCCGCUGGGGCAGCGUCCCCCCCAGGGGAUCCUUUCACCUCGCUGACCCUCCUGCGGGGGUGAGCUCACCAUGGCGUGAGACUGAUGGUCCUCUCCACGCUGAGGCCUGCUCGGAAAGGGCCCCAAAGUGACGUCUGGCCCAAUCACGCAGCGUUAGCAACGCAGGCCGGGGUUAGGUUCCCAAGGCUGUCGGGCCCUCAGCCUCAGAGGAAUUUAGGUGCCUAACUUCCAGGAUCUGGGCCUCAGCGCCAACAGAGUCCAUUGAAAUGUGAGCCUGAGGCUCCCUAGCAGGGCACGGCACCAACACUUGAGGUGGUGACACCCCCCCCCAAUUCCCCCAGGUCAGCUGCCUCUGAGGAGGGGCUGUUUCUGUGGCCUGACAGCUCUCCCCACCCCAUGUCUCCCUCUGUCCCCGCAUCCCAUCCAUGCCCCCAUCAGCACGGGGGAAAUGGGACUGGAUGGGAGGGUAACUAACCCUAACCACCUCAGCUCUGCGCCGGCAGCCAUGGCGGAGAACAGGGGGCCCCUGGCAGUAGCGCAAGAGGUUGUGUCCCAUGGGCAUGGAGGCUCAUGGUGACAGCCCGCCAGGCCAUGCCCUAUCCCUUGUGGUGUCUGUCUGUCUGUCUCUCUCUCGUGUGUACACGUGUGUUUGGUUUUUUUUAACGUCCAUGCUGGUCAUGUUUAACUGCUACACAAUAAAUCCUACCAAACCA
Messenger RNA from Terrapene triunguis (Three-toed box turtle), 6310 nucleotides. RefSeq names its product matrix metallopeptidase 15 (gene MMP15). Gene Ontology annotation, cellular component: extracellular matrix. The coding region runs from base 43 to 1875 and encodes 610 amino acids. The transcript is spliced from 9 exons. Gene Ontology annotation, biological process: proteolysis; extracellular matrix organization; collagen catabolic process. The record is from RefSeq and is a predicted model, not a curated record. NCBI's taxonomy places the organism in Eukaryota, Metazoa, Chordata, Testudines, Emydidae. Gene Ontology annotation, molecular function: zinc ion binding; metalloendopeptidase activity.